AUGACAGGCUCUUUCUGGCUCCUUCUCAGCCUUGUUGCUGUAACUGCUGCUCAAUCCACCACUGAAGGACAGGCCAAGACAUUUUUGGAGAAGUUUAACCAUGAAGCCGAAGACCUGUCUUAUCAAAGUUCACUUGCUUCUUGGAAUUAUAACACCAAUAUUACCGAUGAGAAUGUCCAAAAGAUGAAUGAAGCCAGGGCCAAAUGGUCUGCCUUUUAUGAAGAACAGUCCCGGAUGGCCAGAACUUACUCACUCGAAGAAAUUCAGAAUCUCACACUCAAGCGUCAAUUGAAGGCCCUUCAGCAUAGUGGGACCUCAGUGCUCUCGGCAGAGAAGAGCAAACGAUUGAACACGAUUCUAAAUAAAAUGAGCACCAUCUACAGUACUGGGAAAGUUUUGGACCCAAAUACACAGGAGUGCUUAGCACUUGAACCAGGUUUGGAUGACAUAAUGGAAAACAGCAGAGACUACAAUCGGAGGCUCUGGGCUUGGGAAGGCUGGAGGGCUGAGGUUGGCAAGCAACUAAGGCCAUUGUAUGAAGAGUAUGUGGUCCUGGAAAAUGAGAUGGCAAGAGCCAACAAUUAUGAGGACUACGGGGACUAUUGGAGAGGGGAUUAUGAGGUGACUGGGGCAGGGGACUAUGACUACAGCCGUGACCAGUUGAUGAAAGAUGUGGAACGUACCUUUGCGGAGAUUAAACCAUUAUAUGAACAACUUCACGCUUAUGUGAGGGCAAAGUUGAUGGAUACCUACCCUUCCUAUAUCAGCCCUACUGGAUGCCUCCCUGAGCAUUUGCUUGGUGAUAUGUGGGGGAGAUUUUGGACAAAUCUGUACUCUUUGACAGUCCCCUUUGAACACAAACCAAGCAUAGAUGUUACUGAAAAAAUGAAGAAUCAGUCCUGGGAUGCAGAAAGGAUAUUCAAGGAGGCUGAGAAGUUCUUCGUGUCUAUCGGCCUUCCUUACAUGACUCAAGGAUUCUGGGACAACUCCAUGCUGACUGAGCCAGGCGAUGGCCGGAAGGUGGUCUGCCACCCCACAGCGUGGGACUUGGGGAAGGGUGACUUCAGGAUCAAGAUGUGCACGAAGGUCACAAUGGAUGAUUUCCUGACAGCCCAUCACGAGAUGGGCCACAUCCAGUAUGACAUGGCGUAUGCUGCACAGCCCUACCUGCUCAGAAAUGGAGCUAAUGAAGGUUUCCAUGAAGCUGUUGGGGAGAUCAUGUCACUGUCUGCAGCUACACCUCACUAUUUGAAAGCGCUUGGUCUUCUGGCACCUGAUUUUUAUGAAGACAAUGAAACAGAAAUAAACUUCCUGCUCAAGCAAGCACUUACAAUUGUUGGAACUCUACCAUUUACUUACAUGUUAGAAAAGUGGAGGUGGAUGGUCUUUAAGGGUGAAAUUCCCAAACAGCAGUGGAUGGAAAAGUGGUGGGAGAUGAAGCGAGAGAUAGUCGGAGUGGUGGAGCCUUUGCCCCAUGAUGAGACAUACUGUGACCCCGCGUGUCUGUUCCAUGUGGCUGAAGAUUACUCAUUCAUCCGGUAUUACACAAGGACCAUUUAUCAAUUCCAGUUUCAUGAAGCCCUUUGUAAAACAGCUAAACAUGAAGGUGCCCUGUUCAAAUGUGAUAUCUCAAAUUCCACUGAAGCUGGGCAGAGGCUGCUCCAAAUGCUGCGCCUUGGAAAAUCAGAACCCUGGACCUUAGCAUUGGAAAAUAUUGUGGGCAUAAAGACUAUGGAUGUAAAACCCCUGCUCAACUACUUUGAGCCCUUGUUUACCUGGCUGAAAGAGCAGAACAGGAAUUCAUUCGUGGGAUGGAGCACGGAAUGGACUCCAUAUUCUGACCAAAGCAUCAAAGUGAGGAUAAGCCUAAAAUCAGCUCUUGGAAAAAAUGCUUAUGAAUGGAAUGACAACGAAAUGUACUUGUUCCGGUCGUCUGUGGCAUAUGCCAUGAGAACGUAUUUUUUUAAAAAAAAUGAGACCGUUCCUUUUGGGGAAGAGAACGUGUGGGUGAGUGACAAGAAACCAAGAAUCUCCUUCAAGUUCUUUGUCACGUCACCCAACAACGUGUCUGACAUCAUUCCUAGAACUGAAGUUGAAAAUGCCAUCAGGUUGUGCCGGGGCCGUAUCAAUGAUGCCUUCCAGCUGGAUGACAACAGCCUGGAGUUUCUGGGGAUUCAGCCGACACUGGGACCCCCUUACGAGCCACCUGUCACCAUAUGGCUGAUUAUCUUUGGGGUCGUGAUGGGAGUGGUAGUGAUUGGUAUUGUUGUGCUCAUCUUCACUGGGAUCCGAGAUCAAAGGAAACAUGACAAUGACGGACUCCAAAAUGAUGAAAACCUAAGGGUUCAGCAGCAGGCCGUGAAGGUGGACAUUCCCAGGAACAGUUUGAAAGCUACAGUACCUUUUAGUAAUAGUCCUGAGAAGCUAAAAUAG
Budorcas taxicolor (takin) is the source of this 2433-nucleotide messenger RNA. RefSeq names its product angiotensin converting enzyme 2 (gene ACE2). The transcript is spliced from 18 exons. Gene Ontology annotation, cellular component: plasma membrane. The record is from RefSeq and is a predicted model, not a curated record. NCBI's taxonomy places the organism in Eukaryota, Metazoa, Chordata, Mammalia, Artiodactyla, Bovidae. Bases 1 to 2433 code for a protein of 810 amino acids. Gene Ontology annotation, biological process: proteolysis. Gene Ontology annotation, molecular function: peptidyl-dipeptidase activity; metallopeptidase activity.